AUGGCAACGAGACAUUUGAUAAAGGGCAAUGAGAAAGUAAUACAUUUCUCGGAUUUGGCCACCAUCGAAUCGAAUAAAGCUUUCUCUACUUUCGCGCUUCACACCACUGUAGUAAUAGUGUUUUUGUUUGGAUCCAGAAAGCUCGCAUCGUGGUUUCGUCCGAGCAUCUGUGAUUUUUUGAACGAAUUUAUCGCCAUGUUGGCCUACUGUGCAUGUUUUUACUCACAAGACGUCAUGUUGACGCAUUUCGGUUAUACUGGAUUAUUCUUUGCGAUAUUUUGUCAUAUGUACAUAUGCCAUUCUCUUAACGAAGGGCACGGUGAAAACAUGCCAGUUGUCAUUGUUGUUAUUCUUUGUGGAUUCUUCUGUGGUGCUGUUCUACACGCAGUCUUGAGACGGUUCCAUCGAGAUGAUAGGCAUCAUGAUGUGUGUAGCGCACUGAUCUAUGCAGCGGUCUUCACUUUUUCCCAUGCGGUCAUUGGAAUCUACGCUGCUCACCCUUUCAUCACCUUAUCCCGUCUUCUCGGUUGUAUGAAAGCCAUUAAUAUUAACAGUUGGCCAAUCCCAUUUAUUAUACACAUGAGAUACGAUGAAGCGCUAGAGGAUGAGAUGAAUGAGGAAAUCGAUUCGCAAAUAGAGCAAUGGAACCAUGGCUACAAUCUGAGACCAAGGAAUAACCGAUGA
Molecule: messenger RNA, 684 nt
Organism: Caenorhabditis remanei
Lineage: Eukaryota; Metazoa; Nematoda; Chromadorea; Rhabditida; Rhabditidae
Exons: 6
Coding region: 1-684 (227 amino acids)
Source: RefSeq, a predicted model, not a curated record